Molecule: messenger RNA, 2263 nt
Organism: Styela clava
Lineage: Eukaryota; Metazoa; Chordata; Ascidiacea; Stolidobranchia; Styelidae
Product: protein phosphatase 1 regulatory subunit 3C-like
Biological process (GO): regulation of glycogen biosynthetic process
Cellular component (GO): protein phosphatase type 1 complex
Molecular function (GO): protein phosphatase 1 binding; glycogen binding
Source: RefSeq, a predicted model, not a curated record
AGACUACUGUGGUGUUGAUUUGAGCAGGGUUAAAACUAAAAUCUCGGUAAGAUGAAGGGCAUUUCACUUGCUUCGUUUGAUAUGGUGGGCGACAAUUCAUUUUCAGGAGUGGCUCAUGUUGAAAAUAUUUGCGACGAUAAAAAAGUGUACGCAAGAGUAACCUCCAACAAAUGGAAAUCGUGGGCAGACAUUCCAGCCAAACUAGUUGGAAAUGAGACCAAAUCAGAUAACGUUAGCAGCUGUCGUGUUGAAUCUUUUCAAUUUAAUUUCAAACGAACAAAUAGCAAGGCCAUCAAUUUAGAGUUCGCCCUUUUCUGUCGUACAUCAAAAGAAGAAAUAUGGGAUAACAACAGUGGCUUGAAUUAUGUGUUCAACAAUAUACCGGCGACAUUACCCCAAACAUCGGAAUUGACACUACAAUCUGAUGUGGCAGUGAAUCGAUACAGGAAAUAUAAUAAAUCAAGUUUGGAAGAUCCUUCUUACGUAAAAGAAAAAUUUGAUAUAUUUCUAGAGAUAUUAGAAGAAUCUAUACGUGAAAAUAUGAUAAUCUGAAGAUGAAGAUCAAAUUUUCCUAGGUUAUUAGUUUUUGUUUGCUCUUUCACUCAAUCAUCAUGGGCCAGGUGUAUGGCUCUUGACAAAUAAUAAACUAUAUGAGAUUCUAUCGAAGUAGUAUUAGUAGUAAAAUAUAUUACAGUAGCGGGGGUGAUUUUCAAAUUCACUUGGGAAAUAAGCAGUGUUGUAACAUUGAAUGUUUUUCGCCUUUCUCUCUAUUUCUUCUGUGCCUCUGUGGGAUUUUUUUGACAAUAUUUGUGAGUAUAUUUCGAAACAUUUCAUUUGAAAGUAGAAGAUUUAGCAUGUCUAGUUCUUCAUGUAUGCAAACUGCAAAGUUGUUUACCAAAAUUUAAUCGUUAUUAGUCCUUGUCCGCAGACCGCAGAAAAUCUGAGCGUUUAUUUAUUUCAAACUAAUAUAUGAUACUCACACUAAAAUAUCUUUAUAAGCAUUGGUUUUGUGGAAAUUUUAAAGAUGGAUUACUAAACGAAUAUUAUGAUUUGAAAGCCAGGAUUAAGUUCCACUUUUUCUUUUGGCAAACGUCGAAUGCUUUCCAGGCUCUCGCGCAUUGUGUUUUCUAAUCGAAUUAAUAAACCCUUUCAGUAUACUAUUUAACAGUAUAUUAGCUUUCCUGUUUUAGCUUUCUAGGACACUGAUUAUGUCCAUACAAUUAUGCGUAUUCAUCUUACAGCCAAAUCACGACAUCACUGGCAAUAUUAACCGUACGACUGACGCAUUUGAUUCUCAGUCAACAAUGUAAUCAAUAUUUUGCGUAGCUUCAUAGCACAGUGGUUGUUAAUAAUGUUUUUAAUCUGCAAAUACGUAAACCACUUAAAUUGUAGCAUCAGAGCUGCAUAGAUUGUUCGUUCGAUCCACUUUUGGCGUCAUCAUUUUUAUUUUUAGACUAACCUCCGUAAAUAACCUUUCGAAUACCGACAUUUUGGGUUCAGUUCUGCCUACGGCGAAAUGCUGUAUUAAAUAAAUACAAAAUCGUGAUAUAACACACUAAUCAAUAAACGACGGACAUUUUUUGUACGAUUUCAUUAACGAGGUAACUUUAAUUAAAAUUGCGUGGUUAAAAGAACUUAAUUUGUGGUGAUUGAUAGAUAAUUGCUAAAUUCCACUGCUAAUAUGGCCAGAGAUCUCAUUGUAUAUUUAGUUCUGGGUUGUAAUAACAUGAAUUUUUUGGAAAAUUAAAAUUUAUAAUAAGAUCACACAAAUCUGAUGAAAGCCUCGUGUGGAUGAAUGCUGUUUCGCAUAGGGCGAUGGGUACAAAAAUAUUGUUUGGUUUCAAAUUCAUAUGAAAACAUUAGAAAACUAUUGGCUCCGUUUUACUCUUGAAUAUAGUAGUUAAAUAUGUGCUUUGAACAUUUGAUGUUUGAAAUUCGGAUGACAUCGACGGAAAGCUUGGCAGUAUAGUUGCAAAUCAUUAUCGUGUUUUCCCGAAAAUAAGACCUAUCCUGACUUAAAAAUUACUUUAAUAUAGGCCCUCCCCUUAAAAUGAGACCUAAUCGAUAGCGCGAAUUUUUUUGGCCUAGUCGAUGGUAAGAAAUCUCUCCUACACGUUUUAAAUGAUUAAUAAUCUAAGUUCAGCACUUUUGUUUUUUACAUAGAAACGUGUUAUUUUAUUUAUGAGUAAAUGGAUAUCGGUUUUCAUAUUUUGUAUAUUUGAAAAUCUCGUAAUACCUUACUUUGUAAUUUCGUUUUUAAUAA